UUUGUCCUUGACAUUGCUAUAAAAAUCAUGGCGACCUUCAUGAGGCUUUCACGAUCUCUUCUAUCAAGAAACGUGAUUCCCCUUCGUUCACAAGAAAAAUGGUGCGCUGUCGUCGCUGGAAGUACUGAGCAUACUCUGGGAGUUAAAAAGAGGAUCGAGACAACUCGCCAGAGAGCGCUGUUAGGCGGUGGUCAAAAGAGAAUAGAUACACAACACAAAAAGGGCAAGCUGACAGCACGGGAGCGAGUUCACCUUCUGCUUGAUUCCGACUCAUUCGUUGAGUAUGACAUGUUUCUUGAACAUGCCUGCACCGACUUCAACAUGGAAAAAGAAAAGUAUCCUGGUGACAGUGUAGUGACAGGCAGGGGCUACAUCAAUGGACGGCUGGUGUUUGUCUUCAGCCAGGACUUUACUGUGUUUGGUGGAAGUUUGUCGGGCGCCCAUGCAAAGAAGAUAUGCAAGAUCAUGGACCAAGCGAUGCUGGUCGGUGCCCCAGUGAUCGGUCUCAACGACUCGGGCGGGGCCAGAAUCCAGGAAGGGGUGGAAUCUCUGGCAGGAUAUGCUGACAUCUUCCAGAGAAAUGUCAACGCAUCGGGUGUGAUACCCCAGAUCUCGCUCAUCAUGGGGCCAUGUGCAGGUGGCGCUGUGUACUCCCCCGCUCUGACGGACUUCACCUUCAUGGUCAAGGAAACCUCCUACUUGUUCAUCACAGGACCUGAAGUUGUCAAGUCCGUUACAAAUGAAGAUGUGACUCAAGAAGAACUUGGAGGGGCUAAAACACACACAUCAGUCUCUGGUGUCGCCCACAAAGCAUUUGAGAACGAUGUUGACGCCCUCCUACAGCUGCGGGACUUCUACAACUACCUCCCACUCAGCAACAAGGACGACGCCCCUGUCAGACAGUGUGAUGACCCAUGGGACAGGUUGGUGCCUGGUCUCGACACAGUUGUCCCCCUUGAAUCCACAGCCGCCUACGACAUCAAGGAUGUCAUACUUGGGGUCGUGGAUGAACAGGACUUUUUUGAGAUAAUGACGAAUUAUGCCAAGAACAUCGUUAUUGGGUUCGCCAGGAUGAACGGACGCACGGUGGGCCUGGUUGGGAAUCAGCCAAAAGUAGCAGCUGGUUGUCUGGACAUCAAUGCAUCAGUGAAGGGAGCCAGGUUUGUGAGGUUCUGUGAUGCCUUUAAUAUCCCAAUCAUCACCUUCGUCGACGUCCCAGGAUUCCUGCCAGGUACGAGUCAAGAGUAUGGAGGAAUUAUCCGCCAUGGAGCUAAGCUGUUGUAUGCAUACGCAGAAGCUACAGUGCCCAAGAUCACAGUUAUUACCAGAAAGGCAUAUGGCGGUGCCUAUGAUGUGAUGAGCUCCAAACAUCUCCGUGGCGACACCAACUACUGCUGGCCCACUGCUGAGGUUGCUGUCAUGGGAGCGAAGGGUGCCGUGUCCAUCAUCUUCCGAGGCAGCAACACCCAGGCAGACCAGGAGAAGGAAUACAUUGAAAAGUUUGCCAACCCCUUCCCUGCUGCUGAUCGAGGCUAUGUCGAUGACAUCAUUGAGCCCAGGACUACCAGACAGCGCAUCUGCCAGGACUUGGAGGUGUUGUCCAGCAAGAAGAUGGAGAACCCCUGGAAGAAACAUGCCAACAUGCCGUUGUGAGGACGCUGCAGUGGGAUUUAGCGUGUUCAUAAACAGACAUGAUCCAUGUGCAAAUGUUGGUAGCUCGGCCGAAAAUCAUGAAAGUGCUAUGUUGCAUAUUUAUAAAUUCAGAUCUUAUGAUGUGUGUGCUUGUGUGGUUGAUUAUGUAAAGGUGGUGAUAUGCGUAGAUCUGUAUUUGUUUGUGGAAGUAAUGUUACGUGGAUAUACUUUGUUUCUCUCCAAUAUACGAUUUUUCUUGUUAUGGGGGCUCUCCUCGCGCAUUAAAUUGACACGCAAUGAUACCACUGAAUUGUAAAGGGGUGGUAGACACAUUUCAGUCACUCAUUCAUUAUUAAGUUGUUUUCUUCAUGUGUAAAUGGUAAUAAGUACUUCUGACAGGGAACUCACAGUAUUUACUAUUUACAUUAUCAUAGUUGUAUAGCCAAUGAGGGCACGGAUUGCCAAGUCGUCUGAGAUGCCUCAAUUUGCUGUACAAAGUGUGUCACUAAGAAUGCCAGGAACCUAUUCGUCCUGAUUAGGUUUGUCAGCACCAUACUCGUGCCUGUGGGUUUUACCAAAGUGGUAAAUGUCUGAGACCUGCAUCACUUCGGGUUUCCUUCCACAUCAAGGUGACGCAGUAUAACUGGAAUACUGUUAAAAGCAGCAUUGAACCCAACUUCCUCCCUCCCUCACUUUAUGGACAAACAAACGUAAGUGAAAACCAGAUGACCAAAAUAGAUGCUGAUUUCUUAAACUCACAAUGGAUGAGAAUGCUGUUCUCUCCAAACAUUGACCAUUCACUUCUCAUACUACCCACCAGACCCGUGGAGAUCCGGGGUAGAAUAGGUCUUCAGCAACCCAUGCUUGCUGUAAAAGGAAAGACUGCUUGUCUUAAGAGGCGACUAACGUGAUCGGGUGGUCAGGCUCGCUGACUUGAUGCAUGUCAUCACAUCCCAAUUUCAUGGAUCGAUGCUCAUGGUAUCAAUCACUGGAAUGUCUGGUCCAGACUCGAUUAUUUACAGACCGCCAUCAUAUAGCUGGAACAUUGCUGAGUGCGGUGUUAAACAACAAAAACAACCAAAACCCUCUCAUACUACCCACAACUCAGUGGUCCAAGCUCAACCUCAGGUAUUUUGUUAUAUGACUUCAAUGUCCAGUGUGACAUCCUACUCACUUGCAGGACGAACAGAUCUACCUCCACAGGAUGGAGGUUUUCAGAUCAUGCUACGUCUCCACAGCUCUUCUCAGCUCACAUGUCAGCUCAUUGUGCAUCAUGUGUUGUCAGGUUAGUGUGGCCUCCAGGGGGCCCAGUCCUCUAAGGCACCGCGAUUCGCUGUGCAGAGCUGCUUCCCUUGUGCACGCCAGAAACCUAGGAUUGUGGGUUUGAAUCCCUGUUCGCCCCAAUUAUGUUUCUAGGUUUGUCAGCACCAU
Molecule: messenger RNA, 3063 nt
Organism: Haliotis rufescens (red abalone)
Lineage: Eukaryota; Metazoa; Mollusca; Gastropoda; Lepetellida; Haliotidae
Product: propionyl-CoA carboxylase beta chain, mitochondrial-like
Exons: 16
Coding region: 28-1653 (541 amino acids)
Cellular component (GO): mitochondrion
Molecular function (GO): propionyl-CoA carboxylase activity
Source: RefSeq, a predicted model, not a curated record